ACAGGGUAUAUGAAGCUCACAAGCCCAGGCUCUGGAAGUGUGUCCUAGGUCCUGGGAGCAACCACUGAGCCCAGUCAGCCAUGAAGCUCAUCACUGCCAUCCUGGUGAUCUGUGUGGCCCUGCUCAGCCAUUCCGCUGCAGCUUUCUUGAGGAACAAGCCAAGGGUCCCCCAUAUGGAUGCCCUUGCCCCUGCUGUGGAUGCCACCACUGGGGUCGUGGCCAACCCCCUUUCCAAAAGCUUCAAUCCCCUGAAGUUCAUGCUCGCCAGCCUGGGAAUCCUGGUGGACCAUCUCAUGGAGGGCUCCAGGAAGUGUGUGGCUGAGCUGGGCCCUGAGGCCAUGGGGGCCCUGAAGGCUCUGCUGGCCCUGACAUUCUUUGGCUGAGCUCAGGCUGGAAUAUCCCUGCCUGGGGACACAAUGCUGCCACCUGCAGGCUGGGUACCUGCUGCCCGGCCCUGACUGUUCGUACCCUUCCCCUAUUCUCUCAAUAAACAUGGAAAAGAGCAGCUCUGGGGUUUUUCU
This is a messenger RNA of Phacochoerus africanus (Common warthog), 521 nucleotides long. It is a transcript of the gene SCGB3A1, whose product is annotated as secretoglobin family 3A member 1. Lineage: Eukaryota; Metazoa; Chordata; Mammalia; Artiodactyla; Suidae. Gene Ontology annotation, biological process: positive regulation of myoblast fusion. The coding region runs from base 81 to 383 and encodes 100 amino acids. The record is from RefSeq and is a predicted model, not a curated record. The transcript is spliced from 3 exons.